AAAGAACAUACAACACCAAGGAUUCGCUGGUCGUCACCGACCCAACUACUGAUCUGGCGGUCGCGGGUUUGUCGAGGGGAGAGCGGACGGGAUCCCGAAUUUUCCUGCGCCUAUGGUCUCUAACGUUAGCCUGUAACGGAUUGCAAGAUCAUAUCGAAUGCCUCUCUAAUACAUCUGGCGAGACGAGAUGCC
This is a messenger RNA of Parathielavia appendiculata, 192 nucleotides long. RefSeq lists its product as uncharacterized. The annotation marks the transcript as partial. Lineage: Eukaryota; Fungi; Ascomycota; Sordariomycetes; Sordariales; Chaetomiaceae. The transcript is spliced from 2 exons. The record is from RefSeq and is a predicted model, not a curated record.